AUGGCCUCGGAGACUUCUGGACCUGGCAGUCGUGCUGGCUCCGUGCCUUCGACUAGCUUUCCCACCGAUCCUUCGGAGUUCGAUAAGGACCCGCGCAUCUCCUUCUCCAAGCUUGACAAUCAGUACAUACUUGAGACCGACGAUGACCGUGAGUUCGUGUGGGACACUGGCAUCAAGCGCUGGGUUGAGUCGAUCGACGAGGAGCUCUUGCGUCAGCAGCAGGAGGCUUACAAGGUUGAGGGAGUCGAUGAAACCGAAGCUGCUCACCCGCGCGAUCGUAAGAAGCGCAAGCAGGAGAACGACGCGGCCACCGAACCCAAGCAGAAGAAACCCCGUGUCAACUGUGCUGUUUAUGUCUCCUCCAUCCCUCUCGACGCGACCCUGGACGAGGUCGUGAGCGUUUUCAAGAAAUUCGGCCUCAUCACUGAGGAGAUCGACACCGGAAAGCCCAGGGUCAAGAUGUACAAGGAUGAGAAUGGAAACUUCAAGGGUGAUGCUUUGAUUGUGUACUUCCGAUCUGAGUCGGUGGACAUUGCGAUUCAGAUGCUUGACGAGACGGACUUCCGUUUCGGUGUCACUGGCCCCAAUGGCCCCAUGCGUGUUCAGGCUGCCGAUACCGCUUGGAAGAGUGAGGAGGCAGAUUCGAACCAGGAUCAGAAGCAGAAGCAGUCGCACCGCUCCAAGACUGAUCAGCGCAAAAUUGCCGAGCGCGCUAAGCGUCUCAAUGAGAAACUCAACUGGGAUUCUGAAGAGGAAGGUCCCACUUACUCGAAGUACGACCACAUGGUAACUUUGAAGCACAUGUUCACGCUUGAGGAAUUGGACGAGGACCCAGCUGCCAUUCUUGAGAUCAAGGAAGAUAUUCGCGAGGAGUGCGAGAAGAUCGGUGAAAUUACCAACACCGUGCUCUACGACCUUGAGCCCGAGGGCGUGGUCACUGUCCGCUUCAAGGACCCCGCUGAUGCGCGUCGCGCUGCCGAGGCCUUUUCUAAGCGCAAGUUUAACGGUGUUCAGGUCGUGGCCUACGUCCAGCACGUUCGGGAGCGAUACCGCAAGUCCGGCACUCAGCGCGAUGCCCUCGAGGGAAUCGAUACCGAGGCGGAGGAACAGAAGCGUCUUGACCGCUUCGGUGAUUUCCUCGAGGGUAAGGGCACCUAA
Penicillium antarcticum is the source of this 1158-nucleotide messenger RNA. Its product is annotated as U2 snRNP complex subunit CUS2. The record is from RefSeq and is a predicted model, not a curated record. Bases 1 to 1158 code for a protein of 385 amino acids. Gene Ontology annotation, biological process: mRNA splicing, via spliceosome. The transcript has 6 exons. Lineage: Eukaryota; Fungi; Ascomycota; Eurotiomycetes; Eurotiales; Aspergillaceae. Gene Ontology annotation, cellular component: U2 snRNP; U2-type spliceosomal complex. Gene Ontology annotation, molecular function: RNA binding.